CUUACCUGACCGGGCUAUCCACUGGAACAAGAGUAUGUUUGAUAUCUGAGGCUGUGUAUAGAAGCAGAAUGCAGAGUAUCAAAUGUGUUGUGGUAGGGGAUGGUGCUGUGGGUAAGACCUGCCUGCUCAUCUCCUACACAACCAAUGCCUUCCCUAAAGAGUACAUUCCUACUGUAUUUGACAACUACAGUGCCCAGGUGACUGUAGAUGGGCGAACUAUCAGCCUUAAUCUUUGGGACACAGCCGGCCAAGAAGAGUAUGACCGUCUACGCACUCUCUCCUAUCCCCAGACAAAUGUCUUCAUAAUCUGCUUUUCUAUUGCCAGCCCCCCCUCCUAUGAGAAUGUCAAGCACAAGUGGCACCCAGAGGUCACUCACCAUUGCCCAAAUGUGCCAAUUUUGCUAGUUGGCACCAAAAAAGACCUGCGCAAUGACCCAGAAGUCCUCAAGAAGCUCAAAGAGCAGAGUCAGACAACCAUUAGCCCACAGCAGGGCACAGCUCUCGCAAGGCAGUUAAAUGCAAUCAGGUACCUAGAGUGCUCUGCCCUCAACCAGGAUGGCAUAAAGGAGGUCUUCACUGAGGCUGUGCGUGCCUUUCUCAAUCCUCAGCCACUUCCCACUAAGAAGCCCUGUGUGCUACUGUAG
Chanos chanos (milkfish) is the source of this 644-nucleotide messenger RNA. Its product is annotated as rho-related GTP-binding protein RhoG-like. Lineage: Eukaryota; Metazoa; Chordata; Actinopteri; Gonorynchiformes; Chanidae. Gene Ontology annotation, molecular function: GTPase activity; GTP binding. The transcript is spliced from 2 exons. Bases 69 to 644 code for a protein of 191 amino acids. Gene Ontology annotation, biological process: small GTPase-mediated signal transduction. The record is from RefSeq and is a predicted model, not a curated record.